UUGACUAAUGGCAAUUUGAUGGAGCGGCCUAAUUGUUUUGCUGCUCUCUCAGAUGGCUCCAAAAUGGUAAUCAGUCUUGGCAAAAUGCGCGUUACGUGGGGAUCGGUAGUGACCAUCACGGCCUGGAUAGUGCUGCUGGAGCUCAGGGAGAUAAAGAGCAAGGAGAGUUGUUACUAUGUGACAUUCACCUAUGCCAACUGGACGGAUGACCGACCACGAUUUGUGGUGAACAUGACGUUCUCGAACCAGACGGGCAUCGGCUCUGUCACCAUCAUCAACGAGGAGAUAGCUUCACCGGUCUCGCGCAUCCUGAUCCUCCAGCACUCCGCCCGGGAGAAGGCUCGCACCAUAUACAACGCUUCGACGAAGCUGUGUGACCUGCAGAACGUCCUCAACUCAGUGCCGCUUUUCAAGCCGGUCAAGGACAACAUGCUCAAGCAAAGUAACUACACGCUGAGCUGCCCGCUGGUAAAGGGCACCUACGCCAUGAACAACAUGCGAGUCAGCCCAAAAAAUCCAAUUCUGAGCCUUCUCUACCAACCAAAGCACACCUUCUCCGUAAAGGGCGGAUUGUUCGAGGAACUGCGGGGUCGCCGACUGAGGCCGUUGUCCACUUAUUUCAUGAUGGGAAAGGUCGUAAAGAAGUCCUGCGGCUCCAAAAAAUAAAAAACGCACAAAAAAGAUCAGCAGCAGCAAAUCAAAAAUUUGGUCUUUAAACCAACUUUCCGCAGCCCAUAUGUAUAUUACAAAAUGUGUACCACAAAAGUAUACCACACUUUUAAAUUUCUGUUAUUUAACAUUUACGUAAAAUACACGCUAUCAAAUGUAAAUGGAGGAAUGCUUAAAUAGCAACGUUAACAAGAGAGAACUCGACUAUCCCGUUACUCAGCUAAGGGGAGUGCGAGGGAACGAAAGGCCCGAUUUAAAUCAUUUUCGGCUUGAUAAUAUGAACAAAGUCUCAGAAGAAUAUAUAUACUUUCUAGGGUUGGAAAGCGCUUUCCUCUACCUGUUUCAUACUUUCCGACGAAUCUAGUACACCGUAGCGCUUAAUAAAUCUCGUUAGAUCAAUUCAUUGGAUUGCAAAUUUUCGACCACAUUACAUUAGUGACUACGUUCAAUACUCUUUUAGCAAAUG
Drosophila suzukii is the source of this 1135-nucleotide messenger RNA. RefSeq names its product oven mitt (gene ovm). The record is from RefSeq and is a predicted model, not a curated record. NCBI's taxonomy places the organism in Eukaryota, Metazoa, Arthropoda, Insecta, Diptera, Drosophilidae.